Messenger RNA from Episyrphus balteatus (marmalade hoverfly), 994 nucleotides. RefSeq names its product zinc finger and BTB domain-containing protein 17-like. Gene Ontology annotation, cellular component: nucleus. The record is from RefSeq and is a predicted model, not a curated record. Gene Ontology annotation, molecular function: RNA polymerase II cis-regulatory region sequence-specific DNA binding; zinc ion binding; DNA-binding transcription factor activity, RNA polymerase II-specific. The transcript has 2 exons. The coding region runs from base 42 to 944 and encodes 300 amino acids. Lineage: Eukaryota; Metazoa; Arthropoda; Insecta; Diptera; Syrphidae.
UAACAAUAAAAAAUAAUAGUAAAUAAAAAAUAAAGCUAACUAUGAACGAAACUGAAUCUACAAUGUCGACACUUUGUCGCUGUUGCCUUUCCCAAUCAAUUUAUUUAAAUGAUUUAUUUGAACCAACUGAUGACAUCGAUAUAACAAAAGCAUUCCAAGAUAUUUGUGGAAUAAAUAUUGAUACCGAAAGUUCACUUUCUUCAAAAAUAUGCGAUGAAUGCCUGUCAAGCAUAAAAUUCUGCUACAAUUUUCGAAUAGAAACUCAACAAAGUGAUGCAACUCUUCGCAAUCUUCUCGAAGGAACUAUCGCUGUUAAAGAUUACAUCGAGAAUGAAGAGAUUAUAUCGAGCAGUCAGAGUGAUCUUGUUACAGUUAGUGAAGAAGAUUUUCAAAGUGAUGACGAACUGACGACAACUGACAUUGUUUACCAAGAAUCUGUUUCUGAUGUCGAUGUAAACUCCAUCGAGAGUAAACAAUGUCCUUACUGUAAAAAAGAAUUUGCCCAUCUUAAAAACAUGCGCACUCAUAUCCAAAGACACUUUAUAAAAGGCAAAUACAAUUGUCCACAUUGUCCAAGUCGAUAUCACACGAAAUACGAUGUGCAACGUCACAUGACAAAGGCACAUUCCGAUGGUGUCGUUUUUAAAUGUGAUAUUUGUGAUAAAGAAUUCCCUACUAAACCAGAAUGGAGUCGGCACAUAAAGAGUCAUGAUGAUUUAAAGCCUUUUUCAUGUGUUGAAUGCGGGAAACAGUUUAGAUUCAAACAUAACGCACAGCAACACAUUUUGAUUUCACACGCAAAAGAGAAAUCAUAUUUUUGUGAAAUAUGUGGGAAGGGAUUUCCGCAUGCUUGUAAGCUUAACUUACACAAAAAGAAAGAGUGUAAGCCAUCUAUUCAUAUAAGUAUACUCAAAGAAGAUUUAAUUGAAGAGGAAGAGUUGUGAAAUAUCAAGAAUUUCGAAAAUAAAUUCUAUUUCCAUUUUUUUGAAAAAUA